AUGGCUGGGGAUGCGCCUCCUCUGGCGACAGAUCAGCAUCCACAUAUGGAAGUAGCUAUGGAUCUUCCAGUUGUGGUUGAUUCGGACGAUGAUGAAAUAGUCUCCCACGAACUAGAGCAAAUGAGGAGCAUAUUAGAAGAGGCCAUUUUGGAAACGCGCAGCGUGCCUCUCGAAAAUCAACCGCAACUUCCCCACAUACCCCUAAGCAAGCGAAAUCGGACAGUCGUGAAGGGUUCUUAA
This is a messenger RNA of Parnassius apollo (apollo), 240 nucleotides long. The record is from the annotation of a GenBank genome assembly. Lineage: Eukaryota; Metazoa; Arthropoda; Insecta; Lepidoptera; Papilionidae.